This is a messenger RNA of Hyaena hyaena (striped hyena), 2412 nucleotides long. RefSeq names its product actin binding LIM protein family member 3 (gene ABLIM3). Gene Ontology annotation, biological process: cytoskeleton organization; cilium assembly; lamellipodium assembly. The transcript has 23 exons. NCBI's taxonomy places the organism in Eukaryota, Metazoa, Chordata, Mammalia, Carnivora, Hyaenidae. Gene Ontology annotation, cellular component: actin cytoskeleton; stress fiber. The record is from RefSeq and is a predicted model, not a curated record. Gene Ontology annotation, molecular function: actin filament binding. Bases 407 to 2359 code for a protein of 650 amino acids.
GGAGAGAGGCGCUCAAGCACCCCUUGGCGGGCCCCAGGGUCCAAGGGUCCCCUCCAUCCCCCCCAUCACACCCCAAGCCCCGGGGAGCAGCCCUGCGGGGCGGGGCCUGGCCGCGCGCCGGCGCGUCCAGCAGGUGGCGGCAGCGAGCGGCCGCGCCCCCCCCCCGCGCUGCCACCCCGCGAGCCCGCAUCAUGGAUGUCGAGCUCUCCUAUUUCGCCUUGCUCGCCUUGGAAUCCGAGACUCCAGACGAGGACCAGGAUUCAUGAGCCGGUCGCAGGGGCCCAGGCAGGGGCCUCUGGCUCCCGACGCUGGUCGAGAGGUGAUGAGUGAGGUCGGAAGAUCGCAAGAUUUAAAAAGCAACCGGGUCCUCCGUAUUGAAUGAAAGACCCAGUGCAAAGGCAUCACCAUGAACACGAGCAUUCCUUAUCAGCAGACUCCUUACAAUCCCCGAGGCAGCUCCAAUGUCAUCCAGUGCUACCGAUGUGGAGACACCUGCAAAGGGGAAGUGGUUCGUGUCCACAAUAACCACUUCCACAUCAGAUGCUUCACCUGUCAAGUGUGUGGCUGUGGCCUGGCCCAGUCGGGCUUCUUCUUUAAGAACCAGGAGUACAUCUGCACUCAGGAUUACCAGCAGCUCUACGGCACCCGCUGCGACAGCUGCCGGGACUUCAUCACCGGGGAGGUCAUCUCUGCCCUGGGCCGCACCUACCACCCCAAGUGCUUCGUGUGCAGCUUGUGCAGGAAGCCUUUCCCCAUUGGAGACAAGGUCACCUUCAGCGGAAAGGAAUGCGUGUGUCAGACGUGCUCCCAGUCCAUGACCAGCAGUAAGCCCAUCAAGAUCCGCGGACCGAGCCACUGUGCCGGGUGCAAGGAGGAGAUCAAGCACGGCCAGUCGCUCCUGGCGCUGGACAAGCAGUGGCACGUCAGCUGCUUCAAAUGCCAGACCUGCAGUGUCAUCCUCACCGGGGAGUACAUCAGCAAGGACGGUGUUCCGUACUGCGAAUCUGAUUACCACUCCCAGUUUGGAAUUAAAUGCGAGACUUGUGACCGAUACAUCAGCGGCAGGGUCUUGGAGGCAGGAGGGAAGCACUACCACCCAACCUGUGCCAGAUGCGUACGCUGCCACCAGAUGUUCACCGAGGGGGAGGAGAUGUACCUCACCGGUUCUGAGGUGUGGCACCCCAUCUGCAAACAGGCAGCCCGGGCAGAGAAGAAGUUAAAGCAUAGGCGGACGUCCGAAACCUCCAUCUCACCCCCUGGCUCCAGCAUCGGGUCACCCAACCGAGUCAUCUGCGCUAAAGUGGAUAAUGAGAUCCUUAAUUACAAAGACCUGGCAGCUCUCCCCAAGGUUAAGUCCAUCUACGAGGUACAACGCCCUGACCUCAUUUCCUACGAGCCUCAUUCCAGAUACACGUCCGACGAGAUGCUGGAGAGAUGUGGCUAUGGAGAGUCGCUGGGAACACUAUCUCCCUACUCCCAGGAUAUCUACGAGAGCCUGGACCUCCGACAGAGAAGGGCCUCCAGCCCCGGAUACAUCGACUCCCCCACCUACAGCCGCCAGGGCAUGUCCCCCACCUUUUCCCGCUCGCCUCACCACUACUACCGCUCUGCUGGAGAAAGUAACAUCUACCGGAAACCCCCGAUCUACAAAAGGCAAGGCGAUCUGUCAACAGCAACCAAAAGCAAAACAAGUGAAGACAUCAGCCAGGCCUCCAAGUAUAGUCCAGCCUACUCACCAGACCCCUACUAUGCUACAGAGUCUGAGUACUGGACGUACCAUGGGUCCCCCAAAGUGCCCCGAGCCAGAAGGUUCUCGUCUGGAGGAGAGGAAGACGAUUUUGACCGCAGCAUGCAUAAGCUUCAGAGUGGAAUUGGCCGGCUGAUUCUGAAGGAGGAGAUGAAGGCCCGCUCCAGCUCCUACGCAGAUCCCUGGACCCCACCCCGGAGCUCCACCAGCAGCCGGGAGGCUCUGCACACAGCUGGCUAUGACAUGUCCCUCAAUGGCUCCCCUCGGUCCCACUACCUGGCCGACAGCGACCCCCUCAUCUCCAAAUCUGCCUCCCUGCCUGCCUACCGAAGAAACGGGCUGCACAGGACGCCCAGCGCAGAUCUCUUCCACUAUGACAGCAUGAACGCCGUCAACUGGGGCAUGCGAGAGUACAAGAUCUACCCGUAUGAACUGCUGCUCGUGACCACAAGAGGAAGAAAUCGACUGCCCAAGGAUGUGGACCGGACGCGUUUAGAGCGCCACCUGUCCCAGGAGGAGUUCUACCAGGUCUUCGGCAUGACCAUCUCUGAGUUUGACCGGCUGGCCCUCUGGAAGAGGAAUGAACUGAAGAAGCAAGCCCGGCUGUUCUAGGCAGAGGCUCUAUAAAUAUAUAUGCAUUUAUAUAAAGAUAUAUGUAAAAUCUC